CUACACUGGAGCUCUCUCUCAAUCAGCAUGCCGCGCGUCCACGACCGCCCACCGCCACCCAUGACUCCUCUGCCGCUCCACCUCCACCACCUCCUUCUCGCGCUACUUGCAGCAUCAGCCGCGCAGGCCACCGACCCCAGCGGCUGCGGCGGGGGCGAGGACCGCUGCGGCGACCUCGUCCUCCCGUACCCUUUCCAUCUCAACUCUUCGUGUGCCAGCGCCGGAGGCGCCAACUCCUCCCUCUUCCGCCUCUCCUGCAACGCCAGCGGCAGCGCCACCCUCACCCUCGCGCUCGGCUCCGCCACAUUCCGGGUCCUCGCCUUCCUGCCCUCAGGGUCGCUCCUCCUCGACUACGCCCCAGCUGCGUCGAAGUCCCCGUGCGACGCGGCCUACGCCGCCUUCUCGCGCCCUUCCUCGCCGGCGACCGCGCUCGACGCCGCGCCCUUCCUGGCCGUGACGCCGGCCAACGUGCUCCGCCUCUACGCCUGCGAGGACUCCUCCCUCUGCCGCGCCGGCUGCGACGACGUCGCGACCUGCGGCGGCAGGUCUGGGUGCUGCUACCCGCUCUCGGACGGCAGCGUCUGGAAGCCCGGGAACGGACUGGGCGUUUUCGCUGACUACGGGUGCCGGGGCUUCUCGAGCUGGGUCAGGAACCGGUCGUCGGCGGCGGCGGGGGCGGCACGCGGGGUCGUGAGAGGGGUCGAGGUCGAGUGGGCCGUGCCGAGGGGCAGCGCCAUGGCGAAAUGCGCGGAUGGCGCGGCGCUCGUGAAUGCCACGGCGCUGCACGACGGCGUGCGGUGCGCGUGCGCGGCGGGCCUCGUCGGGGACGGCUUCGCGCAGGGCACUGGCUGCACCAAAGGCACCUCCUGCAGCAAUGGUGGUGGUGAGCAUGCAAGUGACGGCAGGGAUUGUUGCCAGGGACGGUUCUGCUCCAGGAAGGCAGUCGUCCUUGCUGGAUUUUUCGUUUCGCUCUUCUUCCUGGCGGCGGCGGUCUCGUUCUGGCUCUUCCUGAGGCAGCCUUCAAAGGAAAGCCGCCGGUGGGACCUCGACCCGGCGUGCAUCCCCAAGAUCCUGCGGAGCGUGUGCGACGCGAGGCAGUUCACGUACGAGCAGCUGGAGGAAGCGACGAGGAGGGUCGACGGCGAGAAGGCCGUGGACACCGCCGACGACGGCGCGGUCCACGCCGGCGUGCUCGACGACGGGUCCCUGGUGGCGGUGCAGAGGAUCGGCUACGAGACGCAGGGGAGGCUGAGGCUGGUCCUGGACCGGAUGGAGCUCCUGUCGGAGAUCUCGCACCCGAGCAUCGCGCGCGUCGUGGGCUUCUGCCUCGACUCCAGCAGCAACGCGCUGCUGCUGGUGCACGAGCACUUCGCGGGGGGCACGCUGGAGGAGCACCUGCGCCAGGUGAGGCGCCGCGUCGUCCUCAGCUGGUACCACCGGGUCAACAUCGCCAUCGAGCUCGCCAGCGCGCUCACGUACCUGCAGGCGCACGAGGCGGCCCCGACCUUCCUGCACGACCUCAGGUCCAGCGACAUCUUCCUGGACGCCGGCUUCACCGCCAAGAUCGCCGGCUACAAGCUCACGGGCCCGGGCCCGGCGACGGCGUGCUGCUCCGCCGCCGCGUCGUCGUGUGAGCAGGACGUCGUGUGCAACUUCGGCCACCUCUUGGUCGAGCUGCUGACGGGGCUGAGGCAGCAGGUCCCGCUGGACUCGGUGGCGCCCAAGGUGAGGGAAGGGCGGGUCCACGAGGUCAUCGACCCGACGCUUCUGUCGUCGGGUGGUGGGAAUGGGAAGCAGCUCCCGGCCUCGCACGACGAGGUGAGGAAGGUGUUCGAGCUCGCCGUCCGCUGCCUGUCCUGCGCCGAGACCGGCCUGUGCAUGCUCGCCGUCGCCAAGGAGCUGAUGCACAUUCUGAGGGACAACAACGGGAGCAGCAGCAAGAUCGAGAUCUCCCUCGAGGAGACGUUCUCUAGCUCCAGCCUGCUGCAGAUGAUCUCCAUGUCGCCGGAGACACUGCACCACCAUCUUCCUUAAUUAGCCAGUCCGAUGGUCCGCUUGUUAAUAUCCAGAGCAGAGCAGGUCUCCGCAAUCAAACAGCUCUGCUGCUCCCAAGUCCUUGUGCUCUGCCUGCGGAGACGCGUUACGCUGCAGUCAAUGCGAUAAUGUUUAUGGCU
Zea mays is the source of this 2174-nucleotide messenger RNA. RefSeq names its product ATP binding protein. Gene Ontology annotation, biological process: protein phosphorylation. NCBI's taxonomy places the organism in Eukaryota, Viridiplantae, Streptophyta, Magnoliopsida, Poales, Poaceae. The transcript has 3 exons. The record is from RefSeq and is marked validated. Gene Ontology annotation, molecular function: ATP binding; protein tyrosine kinase activity. The coding region runs from base 28 to 2034 and encodes 668 amino acids.